GAAAAGCUUAUUUUCCGAACCUCGGAUGAAUUUUUAACAAAUUGUAUAGCACACCACCGAACCCAAUUUGCAAAGUGAUACGUUUCAUCCCGUUAGGAAGUUUCCCUUGAAAUGGCAGGAAACUUCUGGCAAAGCUCGCACCACCAACAGUGGAUUCUGGACAAGCAGGAUCUGAUACGGGAGCGUCAGCAUGAUCUGAAAACGCUCUCCGAGGAGGAAUAUCAGAAGAUCUUUAUGUUCUUUGCCAAUAUUAUACAGGUGCUGGGUGAGCAGCUGAAACUACGCCAGCAGGUUAUCGCUACGGCGACCGUAUACUUCAAGCGAUUCUACGCACGCAACUCACUAAAGUGUAUCGAUCCGUUGCUGCUAGCACCGACCUGCAUACUGCUAUCAUCGAAGGUUGAAGAGUUUGGUGUGAUAUCCAACUCACGUCUCAUCACCACGUGCCAGACGGUGAUCAAAAAUAAGUUCAGCUAUGCCUACCAGCAGGAAUUCCCCUAUCGCACCAACCAUAUACUGGAGUGCGAGUUUUACCUGCUGGAAAAUCUCGACUGUUGUUUGAUUGUGUACCAACCGUACCGCCCGCUGUUACAGCUUAUGCAGGACAUCGGCCAGGAGGAACAAUUGCUUACCCUUACCUGGCGGCUCAUCAAUGAUUCCCUACGCACGGAUGUGAGCCUUCUGUAUCCACCGUAUCAGAUCGCUAUCGGGUGUCUGCAGAUAGCGUGCGUUAUUUUACAGAAGGAGCUUAAAUCCUGGUUUGCCGAGCUGAACGUCGAUAUGGACAAAGUGCAAGAGAUCGCACGUGCUAUAGUGAACCUGUUUGAGCUUUGGAAGGGAUAUGACGAGAAGAAGGAAAUACAGGCACUGUUGGAAAAGAUGCCGAAACCGAAACCGCACCCGCAGCGGUGAUUCGUCGACUAGAGCCGUAUCAAUAUAGACAAGAGCCUGGCAUUGGAUCUAUGUCAUCUAUUUGCGAGUGUUACAUUUUAUCGUUUCCAUACCAUACGCGCGCAUCUCGAGGCCCCUCGUUAGCCAGAGCAGAACUGAAUUCCGUACUUGUAACCGGGUAGCUUGUAAUGAACCUUGUGAUUCCGAGACUUCGAGGGCAACACAACACGCAUGUAUCACCAUUAUACUCUUCAAAAUGAAUAAUAAUUUAUUCCACAUAUCCACGCGAUUUGUGUUCUUUC
Molecule: messenger RNA, 1193 nt
Organism: Anopheles moucheti
Lineage: Eukaryota; Metazoa; Arthropoda; Insecta; Diptera; Culicidae
Gene: CycC
Product: cyclin-C
Exons: 2
Coding region: 112-912 (266 amino acids)
Biological process (GO): positive regulation of transcription by RNA polymerase II
Cellular component (GO): mediator complex; nucleus
Molecular function (GO): cyclin-dependent protein serine/threonine kinase regulator activity
Source: RefSeq, a predicted model, not a curated record